AUGCUCACAAAUAUAAUCUUUUACUCUUCGAUUGCUCUCUCACUCAUCAGUCUCAGUGUUCAAAAUCUUAACAAACGUACAGUACUUUCUGGACUUGGUGAUCUUGAUUACAGUUUUCUUCGGGCUCCAACAAGUCCAGCUGGACAUGGUGGUAAUAGAAAUCUAUGUCAUUGUAAUGGUGCUUCGCCACAAGAUGUUCUAACUGUAACAUACCAAGGUUCCGAAAGUCAAAAUCUUGUUUUAUGUAUGUGUCCUAAUGCAGUUACGGGCGCCAGUCAUAUGAUAGAUACAAUGGGAAAAGUCCCCGCUCCCAUUCGUCGUUACAACAAAGCCAUGAUCUCAGCAACUGCUGGGACGUGUGGAGGAGCUGGAUCGAGUGGAGAUGUUUCAUUCUAUUGUUCAAGUAAUAUGCAUGUCUCUGUAUUUAUUCAUGAAUCAGCACAUUCAAUGGAUCGUGGUAAGUCGGCAUCGAGAGAGUGGCACGAUGCUGUGGCACGAGAUUCAUGCGUACCUGAUGCUUAUGCCAAUAGCAACUAUGCAGAUAACUUUGCUCAAGUAGUUGUUCUUUGGGUUCAUUUGGUUGGUAAAGGACGUGACAAGGACUUAGGUGGAAGUCAAUUUUCGUGUAUGAGAAAUCAACUGCAGAAAAUGGCGGAAUAUUUGCCUGCUUCCAGUCUCAAGCCAUAAAUUAGCUUGUUUCAGAGAACCUUUCCAAAUAUUGGUGCUUGUAAGAAAUUUUUCUUAAUAAAAGAAACUUCAAUAAUAAAAAUUAUCAACAGCUGUAACAAAAAAAUGAUCAAAUCUAUUCGUGUAUUCUAAAUAUUUAAUAUCAAUACAUAGAUGUACUCAACUUAUUGUAAAACUGGAUAGGGUAAUUUACAGACAAAAAAGCUUUGUUGAAAAAUUAAUUAAAGAUUUGAAAAACAC
Rotaria sp. Silwood1 is the source of this 927-nucleotide messenger RNA. The record is from the annotation of a GenBank genome assembly. NCBI's taxonomy places the organism in Eukaryota, Metazoa, Rotifera, Eurotatoria, Philodinida, Philodinidae.